Molecule: messenger RNA, 1923 nt
Organism: Kuraishia capsulata CBS 1993
Lineage: Eukaryota; Fungi; Ascomycota; Pichiomycetes; Pichiales; Pichiaceae
Exons: 1
Coding region: 1-1923 (640 amino acids)
Biological process (GO): intracellular signal transduction
Source: RefSeq, a predicted model, not a curated record
AUGAAUUCACCGCCUCUUAAACAGAAAACCUUGCACGAGACCGUUUCCAGAAGAUUCAACCGAACCCGAAACGGCUCAAUAUUCUCCAAGGAUAUCAAGGACGUGUUUGCCACCUUAUUGCUAUGCCUAGACCUUAAAGAAGAUGCCAAGCUAAAGACCACCCUCCUGGGUUUUCAGGUGCAGAAGAGUUACCCAUAUUCAUUCACCAUGGAAAGAGCAGUUUCCCAGAUGGAAGACCUCAGUGUCGGCUCCCAGCUACACGAUACAAAUACAACUAUAUCUUACAAGAUUAAGGCUGGGCUGGCAAAGUCGCUUCUGGAAUUGUUUAUGGAUGCAAAGCUGUUGCAUUGUCCUACAGACAGGACGAGACAUAAACCAAAGGCAGGGUGUUUGCUUCAACCCACGCCAAAAGGCGUUUAUAUACUUCACAGCUUUUGCAAGAUUAUUGGAAUAAAGGGAAAUCGAAUGCCUAGUAUCUUGAAGAGCAAUUUUAACUCUAUGAUUCUGAUCAAUUUUGACAGAGAUCCGCGGACAGAUACUAUCAUCUAUUCCAACUACCUGCUGAGGUUGAUAUUUCUUAAGAUCACGGAAGCUGAGCCAAACGUCUGGAAACCCACAAACUGGCCAGACCCGAUUCCACCCAUUUCAGAUCUCAAUGAUGAAGACUGUUUUGAAUUCUCAUCUUUCUCGAGUCACUUUGAUUUUAGUUCGGGCAUUUCGGCGAGUCCUUUGAAAGAAUCAACUACUUUUCCAAGCCCUGAACAGGUCAAAUCAGUCACUCCCAUGGUCUCUCCUUUUGCUCACAAAUUUUUCACUAACCCGGGCUCUUCAGCCCAGAUUCAGUAUUACGUUUCUAAUAAGGGCGUGAGAGUGUUCAAGGAUAAGAGCUUUGACUGUGGUGAGGUCGACUACUGCUUCACGGGGAAAGCACUGAUCCAGUGGUUUAUGGACUGUACCGACACAAUGUACCCACGAGAAGCUGUAGGGUUAGCAGAAUUGCUCCAAAAAGACCAACUUAUUGAGCCGAUUGUUUCUCCUCCUUCCGUUAACAAGAAAGACCAUUUUCUUGCAACUGCCGAUGCAUACUACACCAUUGGGCCAAUGGGUAGGGAGAUAACCUACUGGCCUAUAAAAAGGUUCGAGAGAUUUUCCUCUCCCAGCAGAACAGGUAACGGGCCCUCUAAGCCUGAGCCGCCUUCCUUGGAAGCAUCAGAGGGAAGUUCCAGUGAUAGUCGAUCAAUACCUAACAUCAGUCUACUCCGCGUGCUAAGAGAUCCUGGUCUGAGAUAUUUAUUCGAAGCACAUCUUAAAGAAGAUUUUUGUUCAGAAAAUCUCAAAGUAUAUACUGAGAUCAAAAAUUUGGAAAGGAAGAUGAACGCUCUGCGAAAAUUGCUAAUGAUCAAACAGCAGGAGAAGACAGUACCUCACCGAGGUGAGAGGACUCCUCCAGCAGCUGCUACCGAUAUGCAAAAUCGGACAAUAAACGCAGCUAUUUCCAAACUUACAAGUGAGUGUUUAUCCAAAGCCUAUAAUAUUUACAGUUCUUAUUUGACUGUGGGAGCUCCAUACGAGGUGAACAUUGAUCAUGAUCUGAGGUUCAAAAUCACCAAUACGCUUAUGCAUCCACAAUCCCCAUUGGCUGAAUCUUUUUUUCCAGUCAAUGACGAGGAAUUGUCUCCAAAUUCCACAUCUGCAGACGAGUCGCUAUGCGAAAACCAGAAAGGCUGGGAUAAAUUUGAGUCACCAAAUUCACCUUUGGAUGGAGCCACAUCCAGCUCUCUUUACAUCUUGAGGAAGGUUGAGUUAAUAUUCUCCGAGAUUAAAAGAGAAAUGUACUUUCUGCUAGAGAAUGACUCGCUUCCCAAGUUCUUUUCUUCGGAGGUUUACAAGGAUGCUUCAGCUACGGUUGUGCCUCAUGUCUGA